UGAAUGCUUGGCGUUUGUUCAACAAUUGACGAUACAAUCACGGAGGGGUUACUUACUCAACAAUUACUCGUUUUCACUCUAGAUACAGAACAGUGAUUUCUGACUUUCUCACGCACAUACUCUCAUAUCCGAUCUCAUGGAAGGCUGGCUGAAACAAUCUGGAGCGACAGGUUUGGAUGACCUGGAGCUUGCCGACUUCUCGGACACUGGGCGAGGCAUCAGAACGCGGCGGCAUUUUGAAAAAGGCGAAAAGAUUCUCACCAUUACACACGACGUUCUCUGGACAGUGAAACAUGCAUAUGAUGAUCCCUUUCUUGGACCUGCCCUUCUCUCCACGCAGCCGCCCUUGUCUGUCGAUGACACUUUGGCUACUUAUCUUCUCUUUGUCCGAUCGCGCGGCUCAGGAUAUGAUGGCCCAAGAAGCCAUGUAGCAGCGAUGCCUACGAAUUAUACUUCGACCAUCUUCUUUGCAGAGGCUGAGUUAGAAGUCUGCGCGGGCAGUUCGCUCUACACUACCACGAAGCAGCUAGAUCAACAGAUCGAAGCCGAUUAUGAGGAAUUGGUAGUGCGACUAUUUGGGCGAGAUCAAGAAAUAUUCCCACGCGACAAGUUCACCAUCGAAGAUUACAAGUGGGCACUCUGCACCGUGUGGAGUCGUGCCAUGGAUUUCAAGCUGCCCAAUGGAGAUUCAAUUCGACUUUUGGCGCCUUUCGCAGACAUGUUGAACCAUUCAUCCGAGGUUGAACGGUGUCAUACCUACGAUGUAUCGUCUGGAAACCUCUAUGUUCUUGCCGGAAAAGGCUACGAACCUGGAGAUCAGGUUUUCAUAAACUACGGGCCUGUCCCGAACAAUCGCCUUUUACGACUCUACGGCUUUGUCUUGCCCGGUAAUCCCAACGACAGCUAUGAUCUCGUUCUUGCGACGCAUCCCUUGGCGCCGUUGUUUGAGCAAAAGCGCAAACUUUUGAUCUCAGCCGGGCUUAAUUCGACCUGUACUGUCUGCCUUACUCGCGCCGAUCCGCUGCCGAAUAGCGUCAUUCGAUACCUCCGUAUUCAGCGACUGGACAAACCCGAUCUUGCUGCAAUGGGUCCUCAUCCAGUAAAUGCUGCAGUUGAGAAAAUCAGCGACGAAAACGAAGUAGAAAUCCUGCAGUUUCUGGUAGACUCAAUCUCUAGUCUUCUCGAUAGCUUUGGGACUCCAAUGGGAAAGCUUGAAGAGCAACUCGCGGAGGGAUUCUUUACUCCAGGUGGGAACGCAUGGUCUGCAGCGCAUGUCAGCUUGGGUGAACAGCGGGUGUUGCAAUUGGCGAAAAAGGCGGCAGAGGAUUUGUUGGCAGCAGUAGGGAGCGGAAGUGGAAAUAAGGCUCAAUGUGCAAAGUGCCAAAAGGUUCCUGCUCAGUUGAUGUGGUGCGGAAGGUGCAACGGAGCUGCAUACUGCGGGCGAGCUUGCCAGGUCGCGCAUUUCAAGGAGCACAAGGCAAUCUGCGAGAGGAAUUAAGGGAAACUUUCAGUCAGCCCAGGAUGCCCUCGCUGAUGAAUCCCGUCCCCAUCAAUCAAUUCAGUCGAAAACGAUUCCAAGCCGAACCCCUCGCAGGUGUCCGAGAGAAGAAUUGCCGAAACUUACACUCAAAAGCCUGUCGUAGAUUGAAGUACACUUUCUACUAAUAGUAGUCUUACCUUAAAUUGCAAUAAACUCUCAUAGAAGACAUUACUAGGCUGCUACAACCUCACAGCCUCCAAAAUAGCAAACGUCGGCCUCUCAAGCCAUCUC
This is a messenger RNA of Aaosphaeria arxii CBS 175.79, 1771 nucleotides long. RefSeq names its product SET domain-containing protein. The transcript has 3 exons. Gene Ontology annotation, biological process: peptidyl-lysine monomethylation. Gene Ontology annotation, molecular function: protein-lysine N-methyltransferase activity; protein binding. The record is from RefSeq and is a predicted model, not a curated record. Gene Ontology annotation, cellular component: nucleus. Lineage: Eukaryota; Fungi; Ascomycota; Dothideomycetes; Pleosporales. Bases 137 to 1498 code for a protein of 453 amino acids.